Messenger RNA from Aureococcus anophagefferens, 720 nucleotides. RefSeq lists its product as hypothetical. NCBI's taxonomy places the organism in Eukaryota, Pelagophyceae, Pelagomonadales, Pelagomonadaceae. The annotation marks the transcript as partial. Gene Ontology annotation, cellular component: endoplasmic reticulum membrane. The transcript has a single exon. The record is from RefSeq and is a predicted model, not a curated record. Gene Ontology annotation, molecular function: dolichyl-phosphate beta-D-mannosyltransferase activity. Gene Ontology annotation, biological process: GPI anchor biosynthetic process; protein O-linked glycosylation via mannose.
AGCGUCGUCGUCCCGACCUACAACGAGACGCUGAACCUGCGCCCGCUCACGGAGCGGCUCUUCAAGGCGACGCGCGCCGCGGCCCUCGACGUGGACCUCCUCUUCGCCGACGACGAGAGCGUGGGCUCGGUCGAGUCGGCGGCGAUCGUCGCCGCGCUGCGGGGCGAGGGCUACGCCGUGCGCCUCGAGACGCGCCCGCGGUCCGCGGGCCGCGGCCUGUCGAGCGCCGUGCUCCUCGGCUUCUCCCGGGCGGCGCACGACGUCUGCGUCUGCAUGGACGCGGACCUCCAGCACGAGCCCGAGGCCGUGCCCGCCGUCUGCGCGCCCGUGCUCGACGGGGCGGCGGACUUCGCCAUCGGCAGCCGGAACACGGGCGACGGCGGCAUCGGCUUCGAGUGGUCGCUGCUGCGGCGGCUCAUCUCCAAGGGCGCGACGCUGCUGGCGUACCCGCUGACGGCGUCGACGGACCCCAUGAGCGGCUUCUUCUGCGUGCGCAAGCAGACCCUCGCCCGGGGCGACCCGAACCCCAUCGGCUUCAAGAUCGCCCUCGAGAUCAUGGUCCGCUGCGGCUGCUCCCAGGUCGUCGACGUGCCCAUCACGUUCCGCGAGCGCACGGCCGGCGAGUCCAAGCUCUCGCCGAAGCAGAACGUCGAGUACCUCCAGCAGUUGGCGAGUUUGUACCUCUUCGCCUACCGGAAGACGUUGCUGGCGCUCGCGGUC